CGUUUCGGCGUAUUGUACAUUUGUCAUUUUCUUGUCAAAGUGAGACCGUGGAUGUAGACGAUAACUCAGUACUUACUUAAUUAAAUAAUUACUUAAAAUGGCAGAAUCUGUAACAGAAAUCCCGAUAAAUUUAGAGGAUAGUGUGAAGGAGACGAUACAAAAUGUAACAGAUAAAGCACCAUCAAGUAUUGAAGGAGUAGCGAUUGCGUACUUAAGUUUGGUGAUAAUGGCUGUUUUACCCAUAUUUUUCGGAUCUUUUCGAUCAGUGAAAUACUUAAAAGAGCAAAAAGAAUCUGGUGAGCGACCUGAGACAAUGUCCAACAGGGAUGCACUUAUGUUCCCACUGGUUGCUUCAUGUGCGCUAUUUGGUCUCUAUAUUUUCUUCCAAUUCUUCUCCAAGGAGUACAUCAACCUUCUAUUAACGGGAUACUUCUUCUUCCUCGGAGUGCUGGCCCUUAGCCACCUUCUCAGCCCCAUAGUAGCCGUGAUGAUGCCAGCAUCGGUACCCAAAGUGCCGUACCACAUUCUCUUUACCCGCGGCGAUCGUGACGUCGUCAACUAUAAGUUCACGUCCUAUGACGUCAUCUGUCUGCUCAUUUCUUUCGUAUUCGGCAUCUGGUAUUUGCAUAAGAAGCACUGGAUCGCCAACAAUCUCUUCGGUAUUGCAUUUGCGAUCAACGGCGUGGAACUAUUGCAACUGAACAACGUAGUGACUGGCUGUAUCCUCCUCUCGGGGUUGUUCUUGUAUGACAUAUUCUGGGUGUUCGGAACUAAUGUGAUGGUCACUGUCGCUAAGUCCUUCGAGGCGCCUAUUAAACUGGUAUUCCCCCAAGAUCUGCUCACCAACGGUCUGAACGCAAGCAACUUUGCCAUGCUUGGCUUGGGAGAUAUUGUAGUGCCCGGCAUUUUCAUCGCUUUGUUACUUCGCUUUGACAAGAGCCUGCAGCGUAACUCCGAGUUCUAUUUCAGGGCGACGUUCGCGGCGUACGUUGUGGGUCUGCUGGCUACGAUCCUGGUGAUGCACGUGUUCAAGCACGCGCAGCCGGCGCUGCUGUACCUCGUGCCGGCCUGCCUCGGCACCCCGCUCGCGCUCGCGCUGCUCCGCGGCGACAUCAACGCGCUGUUCAAUUAUGAGGACCAGCCGGCUGUAGAGGAGAAAGCUGACGCGAGUAAAUCGAAGAAAUCGGAUUAAAAACCGGUUUAAAUUCAACCUAAGCACAAAUUUACAGCACACCAUGAUAUAGUACAUAGCGAGGGACCAGGGUUGCUCGGAUUUUGGUAUUCUUCGAAAAUUUUGAGACUGUUUAUUAUGGAAGUCGUCGGAAAAAUGUCAACUUGGUAGUAAGAAAUGUCAAACCUUGUUCGCUGCAUGUCAAGACUUGGAAUGACGGAAAGCGUUGUUCGCAUGUCGAGAUAUAUUUAAAAAAAAUGUCAUGUCAAAAUGUCUCUAUAAAAAAAAAACUAGCUGUUAAGAGGUUUAAAAAUGUUCUUUGUAUAUCUGUGUAAAGUGCGACGCUAUGUCACAGUAUACAGAUACAACCAGUAGGGAAACUUCAUACAACCUGUUCGAGAUGGCUCACGCACACAAGCAAGCGUGUCUAAGGAUAUUCUUAUAUCUGUCAAAUGUCAUAAUACCCUUAAGAUUCUCGUAAACGCACUUGCUUGUGUGCGUGAGCCAUUUCCAACAGGUUGUAUGAAGUUUCCCUACUGGUUGUAUCUGUAUAUUGUGGUUAUGUUGUGCAACUCAUUCUUAUGUGUAACUUAUUCUAUGUGAUAGAAAUAAGGAAUAAUAUUUAAUAAGGUUAUAUUAUAGCCUUCAGUUAAUUCAAAUGUGGCGCAACGUUGCUCUACAUGUAGCGUAACAUACUUUAAUGAAUAUAAACCACAACAUAAUGUGGUUUUUUUGUGCUAAAGUCGGUGUUUUCUCAUAAUAUCAGCUUUAAUAUUUGAGACGUAUUUCCUUGACUUUCAAAAUGAAACUUUUUUGGUGAUUUGGACUUCCAUACCUGUAUCUUCCAGGGGGUAUUUUCGCAUAAUGAUUAGGUAAAACGCAUUAUAUUAGUAUAUUCUGAAUGGCUUGUGUCUGUCCCUCCCUUAAAUCAAAUCGUUGUAAAUAUAUUUUCGUAGGCAAAUUGCGUGGAUAAGUUAUUUUUGUUAUGUUUUUUUCAUUUAUCAGAAUUUACGAAAAUUAUCAUCUCUCUAUAUUUUAAGGAUUCCUUUCUUAAUAUAAUUUGCAUAAUUUUUUUAUUGUAUGUAUGUAUGUAAUUCAAUGCAUAUGGCCGUAAUUUAUUAGAGUCGUUUGUUGGCAGUGUACGAAUAUUCGUAUUCAAAAUAAAACUAUAUUCAUAUUAUACGUAAAUUUUCAUACAUUUUGGAAUUAUUA
This is a messenger RNA of Colias croceus (clouded yellow), 2383 nucleotides long. Its product is annotated as minor histocompatibility antigen H13. NCBI's taxonomy places the organism in Eukaryota, Metazoa, Arthropoda, Insecta, Lepidoptera, Pieridae. The transcript is spliced from 7 exons. Gene Ontology annotation, molecular function: aspartic endopeptidase activity, intramembrane cleaving. Bases 98 to 1192 code for a protein of 364 amino acids. The record is from RefSeq and is a predicted model, not a curated record. Gene Ontology annotation, cellular component: membrane; lumenal side of endoplasmic reticulum membrane; cytoplasmic side of endoplasmic reticulum membrane. Gene Ontology annotation, biological process: membrane protein proteolysis.